UUAACAUAAGAAUUAUAAUUAUGAAGUAGUGCUAGUGUUCAAUAUAGUUCAAUAUAACCAGUGGUAUUUUGGUCCCCGUUACCCCACAAGAGAUGACUUCCAUGAAAUGUUGACAAGAAAGUGAUUUCCUUGUGCUAAGGCCCCCACCGUCAAACCUCUGCACCAGACCCUUACUUCCUUUCGGCCAAUAUGGCGGCCCGCGAGGCUCGUCGAAUUAGUUUGAACGGAAGCGUUCCCUCGGCUACAAAUUCUUAGCUCUAUACGCAUCAAGAAUGGCAGGAUGUUAUUAUAUUGGUGUUGAUGUCGGAACAGCGAGCGUCCGCGCUGCUCUAGUGGCUAGUGAUGGGAAAAUCGUGUCGUGCGCGACUCGACCAUUACAAAUAUGGCAACAGUUACCGGACUAUUAUGAACAGUCGUCAGAAGAUGUGUGGCGUAAUGUCUGCUUAGUUGUCAAGGAAGUUUCUGAAGUUCUCACUCACAAGGACUCCCUCCAUAAGAUAAGGGGUAUUGGUUUUGAUGCGACCUGUUCCCUGGUAGCUCUAGACUCUACAGGACAUGCUGUCACUGUUAGUCCCUCCAGAGAAGCCCAUAGAAACAUUAUCAUGUGGCUGGACCAUCGCGCUUUGGACCAGGCCCAAAGAAUUAAUAACACAAAGCAUAAGGUGUUGUCUUAUGUUGGUGGAGGGGUCUCGCCAGAAAUGGAGAUUCCAAAGAUACUUUGGUUGAAGGAGAAGUUGCCUGGUGACUGCUGGGAAAAAUGUGCUCUUUUUCUGGAGUUGCCCGAGUUUCUUACUUAUAAAGCAACAGGUGACCAAACAAGGUCUAUGUGCUCUCUUGUUUGCAAAUUCAAUUAUAUGGGUCAUGAGUCUCAAAUUCCAGAAGGUUCUAGGAAUGGUUGGGUGGACUCUUUCUUAGAAGCCAUUGGCCUUGACGAUCUUAUAAAUACCAACUAUUCCAAGAUGGGUACAAAAGUGGCCAGUCCUGGAGAGUCAAUCAGCAACGGAUUGACCAAAACAGCUGCUGCUGACUUAGGAUUAUGGGAAGGGAUGCCAGUUGGCACUGCACUCAUUGAUGCACAUGCUGGGGGACUGGGUGUAAUUGGAGCAGAUCUGAGUUUGGUUCUCAAUGAAAACAAACCCUUAACUUCACGCUUAGCUGUUAUUUGUGGGACAUCAUCCUGCCAUAUGGCUGUAAGUUUUGUUAUGGUCUGUGAGCAGGCUCACAUUUGGGGCGAUUGGGUCAUGCAUGUGAGUGAACAAGUUGGCAGCAGUAGAUAA
This is a messenger RNA of Orbicella faveolata, 1277 nucleotides long. Its product is annotated as FGGY carbohydrate kinase domain-containing protein-like. The record is from RefSeq and is a predicted model, not a curated record. Gene Ontology annotation, cellular component: cytoplasm. NCBI's taxonomy places the organism in Eukaryota, Metazoa, Cnidaria, Anthozoa, Scleractinia, Merulinidae. Gene Ontology annotation, biological process: carbohydrate phosphorylation; pentose metabolic process. Gene Ontology annotation, molecular function: D-ribulokinase activity.